CCUUGCUCGUCUCCCGGCUCAUUAGUCUAAAGUCAUAGAUUUGGCAGUCCUCCUCUGGCCAGAGGGGACCUAGUUUAAGCGAUUUUGGCCUAAAAGGAAAGAGCUUAAGAGUGUUUCCGGGCAAAGAGGUCACACGCCGCUUCACCUCAGGGUUACCCCGUCGGUUUCUCGUCGCUUCAGGAGGAGCGAAUUUGAGGCUCCUGUCAUGAGGAGUUAAUUCCAGCCGGGCCCGUGCAACAGGGAUCGACAAUGACGGUGCCCGUGGCUGUCCUGCGCCUGCCCCGUGGGCCUGAUGGUUCAAGCCGUGGUUUUGAUCCCAACUCCCCUCGCUUCCAGGCUCUGGGGCGCGGCAGCCUGCUUUCCAGAGCAUACAAGGACGCGGCUAACCUGGAGCAGGAGCAAGAAGCACGGGUCGCCCUGCGGGAACGCUACUUACGCAGCCUCUUGGCCAUGGCUGGCCAGCCGGUCAACUUCGCCAUGUACAAUAAGGUGGAGGUCAGGGCCUUAUUUGGAGCCUCGGACAUCGACAUCCUGAACUUCCAGGUUUCUCAGCUUCAGACACCUCUGGGAAUUCAGAAGGAAGCCCUCCUGCGUUGCUCGGACAUUAUCGCGUAUUCCUUCGAAGUCUGAAGGGCGACCUGUUUGCACAGGAGAGCCUCGGAUUAUGGCAGAGACUCAAGACUUGCGUCCGGUCACUUUUUGGUUUUUUUGAGUCCACAGCUCUUAAAAAUAAAUUUCGACAUCCACAGCAAACGAAGCCACCUGGAUUUCCUUGUAAGAUCAGAGCAGCUCCCCCACAAAGGGGGAGGUUGCUAGAGCUCAGCGAUUCAUCUGUAGGUGGUCCUCGCCUUACGACCAGUUAUUCAGUGAACCAUCAAAAUUAUGAGAUUCUGAAAAAGGGUCUUAUGGACCUGGUUUUCAAGUUUGAAUGUCUCCCACCCCCACCCCUCGGUGGUCAUAUGACUACAUUGUGGGCGCUCGGCAACCAGCCCGCAGUCGCAAGACUGCAAUUUACAACGUGUUUGUCUGAAAGGGAGGGUUUGCUUUUAGCUUCUGGUGAAAAUCUCCCUAUAGGACAGGGGUCUCCAACCUUGGCAACUUUAAGCCCGGAGGACUUCAACUCCCAGAAUGCCUCAGCCAGCUUUGCUUAAAGUUGCCAAGGUUGGAGACCCCUGCCAUAGGAAACGAACAGGUUUGUUUUAUGGCCACCUGCCUGCCUGCCUCACUUCACUUUACAAGUACCAAAAAAAGGUAGUAAAAAUCAGUCGUCUAGUUCAGGGGUCUCCAACCUUGGCAACUUUAAGCCUGGCGGACUUCAACUCCCAGAAUUCUGGGUGUUGAAGCCCUCCAGGCUUAAAGUUGCCAAGGUUGGAGACCCCUGGUCUAGUUGGCCCCCUCAUGACCACCAAAACCUAUAGGCAUAAUCCGAGUCUCAGGUAGUCCUUGAGCCUUAACUCGAGGACUACCUGUACUUCCAAUAACAGGUCCUUGGACUUAUGACGACAAUCGAGCCCAAGAUUCCUGUUGCCACGUGAGACAUUUGUUAAAAAGUGAGUUUGGUUCUGUUUCAUGAGUUUUCUUUCCACAGUCACUAAGCGAAUUGCUGCAGGUGUUAAGUCCCACGGUUGUUAAGUGAAUCUGGCUCCAUUGACUUUGUCAGGUCGCAAAAGGGGAUCACGUCACACACACACACACACACACAUCCCCGGGACACUGCAACCGUCGCAAAUAUAAGUCGGCUACCGAGCGUCAGAAUUUUGAUCACAUGACCACAGGAAGGCUGCAACGGUAGCAGGGGUGGAAAACGGUCCUAAGUCACUUUUUUUCAGUGCCGCUGUAACUUAGAAUGGUCACUAAACGAACUGCUGUAAGUCGAGGACUACCUGUAUUGGAAGGGGGUAGGAGAGUGUAAGGCGCUGGUGUCUUUUUUUCCCCUCCUAAUCCAAAGACACCUGGCAGGAGGAUCCAUCCUUCAUAUGCUUUGAAACCAGGCAAGGAAAUGUCCCCAGCUCCUGCUGGGUUUUUGGUUACACAUGUACAACUAGAGCAGGGGUGUCGAACUUGAUUUCAUUGAGGGAUGAAUUUGACUUUGGGGGACCGGAGUGGGCGUGGCUAGCUCAACACAAACUCAUGUCGGGGGUACCUGGGGUGGCCCAAGUGCUCCGCCAGCAAAAACGGGCUCCUGAGCUCCGUUUUUGGCUACGACGGCCUCCUGCAACCCUCUGCCAGU
Messenger RNA from Ahaetulla prasina, 2230 nucleotides. It is a transcript of the gene GEMIN7, whose product is annotated as gem nuclear organelle associated protein 7. The transcript has 2 exons. Lineage: Eukaryota; Metazoa; Chordata; Lepidosauria; Squamata; Colubridae. Gene Ontology annotation, biological process: spliceosomal snRNP assembly. The record is from RefSeq and is a predicted model, not a curated record. Bases 250 to 630 code for a protein of 126 amino acids. Gene Ontology annotation, cellular component: SMN-Sm protein complex.